Molecule: messenger RNA, 6692 nt
Organism: Odocoileus virginianus texanus
Lineage: Eukaryota; Metazoa; Chordata; Mammalia; Artiodactyla; Cervidae
Source: RefSeq, a predicted model, not a curated record
AUGGACAGAGUAAAGGCCAGGACCUGGGACACAGAUGGAAACAGCUCCCCAGAGGAGCGAGGACAGCAGAUUGUGGUACUGGGCAGGGAGGACUGUGUGUCCUGCCCCACCCCCCAGAUCCUUUCCAUCUCUGGGGCUUACUGUGCUGGGGGCUGGGAUCACAAAACGGCGCCCUCGGCCCGGUGGGGGGCCGACCGGCCGUCGGGGGGCGCUGCGCUCGCCCUGCCCGGUGCUCCGCCCCUGAGCGGUGGGCGGUCGGCCCCGGCCCGGAGUGGCCGAGAGGGUGGGCCGGCCGAGGGGGCGGGCCCUGCAGCCUUUGUUGCUCGCAGACCGAGCGCAGCCGCCCGCCGGGCGGCAGUCCGGGCCCAGGACGCCGGGAGCUGCACGCGGGUCGGGCAUGUCCUGAGCCGGACCCGGGACCGGGCAGCGAACAGACGGGACGGACGAGAGCGUGUGCGAGGGGUCGCCCGGCGGCCGCCUGGCCCCGGCCAUGCCCUGCGGCCCGAGUCCCCGAAGCCCCGCGCCGCUGCUGCGCCCCUUCCUCCUGUUCCUCUCGGUCCUGGCGCCGGGCGCCCACGGAUCUGCACCAGGUGGGUGGCUGCCCCGCCCCGGCCGGCCGGCCCUGCCACCCCUCCCCGCUUCUCCAGCCUAGGUUCAGCCCCUUCUCACCUCUGCAGAUUCCGCUCCCGCCAGGCUCUGCCGGGAGGGGUCGCCCCCAACUCCCCUGGUAAUAGGGACGGGGUGGGCUUAGGGCAGCGAAACCGCGCCUUCAGGGAGCCUUCCCCAGCCCUCGACUCCACUACGCACCCUGCCCAUAGCCAGAAUAAGCCUCUUACACGCUCUUCGAGCUCCGCCCCCACCUUGGGUGCAGCAGAGCGCGUCUGUCUCUCCCGGGGGAUCUCUUCGUGUGAGCGACUGGACGGAGCGCGGCUUGCUCACGAUGGAUUCGGUUUCUCGCCCUCCUCAGCGUGCCUCAUCUGGAAAACAGGCUGGCCAGGGCGCUGCGGGCGGAGUCGCGGGGUCGCAGGUCUACGCGGUUCCCCGCCGAGCCCCGGCCCCCCGCCUCUAGGCAGCCUGCCCGGUCCUCAGGCUCCCCGGGCCAGGUCUUGCGCGGUCCUUGCACUUCCUGCCUCCCCCUCCCCCAAGUGUGAAGGCGCCGGGAGUGCAGCGCGGAGAAGGAGCUUCUUUCCCCGGCCCUGGGCUCGGCUCUCCCCGCCCAGCCCCGCCCGGCUGGCCUCCGACGAGCCUCUGGCCCGCGUCCAGAAUCAUGCUCCGUCCCGGUCCGCCGGGCCGCGGAGCUCCUGGAGCGUCCGGCCUGGGAAUUUAGGAUCGGAGGGUGUAGAGGAACCCCUGGCCUUGCGCUCUGGGAGCUCUUGGUCUCAAGGGCGCGGGUCGAAUAGUGGGAAGCGCUGUUCAGGGCACGCCGCCGAGGGCCGGGCGGCGGUGGACAUUGUGCACCCGGUGCGUGUGGAUUCGGGGGGCUCCUUCCUGUCCUAUGAGCUGUGGCCCCGCGCGCUGCGCAAGAGGGAUUUGUCCGCGCGCCCCAGCGCGCCCACCUUCUACGAGCUGCAGUACCGCGGCCGCGAGCUGCGUUUCAACUUGACCGCCAACCCACACCUGCUGGCGCCCGGCUUCGUGAGCGAGACGCGGCGGCGGGGCGGCCUGGGCCGCGCGCACAUCCGGGCCCGCGCCCCCGCCUGCCACCUGCUAGGUGAGGUGCAGGACCCCGAGCUCGAGGGCGGCCUGGCGGCCAUCAGCGCCUGCGACGGCCUGAAAGGUGUGUUCCAGCUCUCCAACGAGGACUACUUCAUUGAGCCCCUGGAUGGUGUCCCUGCCCGGCCUGGCCACGCCCAGCCCCACGUGGUAUACAAGCGCCAAGCUCCCGAGAAGUGGGCAGAGCCGGGGGACUCCAGGGCUCCAGGCACCUGUGGGGUGAAAGAGUUUCCAGAGCUGGAGCCGCAGCGGGAGCGCUGGGAACAGCGGCAGCAGUGGCGGCGGCAGCUGAGGCGUCGACACCGGCGCUCGGUCAGCAAAGAGAAGUGGGUGGAGACCCUGGUGGUAGCUGACGCCAAAAUGGUGGAGUACCACGGGCAGCCGAAUGUCGAGAGCUACGUGCUGACCGUCAUGAACAUGGUGGCUGGCCUGUUUCAUGACCCCAGCAUCGGGAACCCCAUCCACAUCACCAUCGUGCGCCUGAUCCUGCUGGAAGAUGAGGAGGAGGACCUGAAGAUCACUCAUCACGCAGACAACACCCUGAGGAGCUUCUGCAAGUGGCAGAAAAGCAUCAACAUGAAGGGGGAUGCCCACCCGCUGCACCACGACACUGCCAUUCUGCUCACCAGGAAGGACCUGUGUGCGGCCGUGAACCAGCCCUGCGAGACCCUGGGCCUGUCCCAUGUGGCAGGCAUGUGCCAGCCACACCGCAGCUGCAGCAUCAACGAGGACACGGGCCUGCCCUUGGCCUUCACCGUGGCCCACGAGCUCGGGCACAGUUUUGGCAUUCAGCAUGACGGAAGCGGCAAUGACUGUGAGCCCGUUGGGAAACGGCCUUUCAUCAUGUCUCCACAGCUCCUGUACGACGCCGCGCCGCUCACCUGGUCCCGCUGCAGCCGCGAGUACAUCACCAGGUUCCUCGACCGUGGGUGGGGCCUGUGCCUGGAUGACUCUCCCACCAAGGAUGUCAUCGACUUCCCUUCCAUACCGCCUGGCGUCCUCUACGAUGUGGGCCACCAGUGCCGCCUCCAGUACGGGGCCUACUCUGCCUUCUGCGAUGACAUGGACAACGUCUGCCACACACUCUGGUGCUCCGUGGGGACCACCUGUCACUCCAAGCUGGAUGCAGCUGUGGACGGUACCAGCUGUGGGGAGAGCAAGUGGUGUCUGAAUGGGGAGUGUGUUCCCAUGGGCUUCCGACCUGAGGCCGUGGAUGGUGGCUGGUCUGGCUGGAGCGCCUGGUCCCUCUGCUCGCGGAGCUGUGGCAUGGGCGUGCAGAGCGCCGAGCGGCAGUGCACGCAGCCUGCGCCCAAAUACAAGGGCAAAUACUGCGUGGGUGAGCGGAAGCGCUUCCGCCUGUGCAGCCUGCAGGCCUGCCCCGCCGGCCGCCCCUCCUUCCGCCAAGUCCAGUGCAGCCGCUUUGACGCCAUGCUCUACAAGGGCCAGCUUCACACGUGGGUGCCUGUGGUCAAUGACGUGAACCCCUGUGAGCUGCACUGCCGGCCCUCGAACGAGUACUUUGCUGAGAAGCUGCGGGACGCUGUGGUGGACGGCACCCCCUGCUACCAGGGCCAGGCCAGCCGUGACCUCUGCAUCAAUGGGAUCUGCAAGAAUGUGGGCUGUGACUUCGAGAUCGACUCGGGUGCCGUCGAGGACCGCUGCGGCGUGUGCCAUGGCAACGGCUCCACCUGUCACACCGUGAGCGGGACCUUCGAGGAGGCUGAGGGCCUGGGGUAUGUGGACGUGGGGUUGAUCCCGGUGGGCGCCCGCGAGAUCCGCAUCGUGGAGGUGGCGGAGGCCGCCAACUUCCUGGCCCUGCGCAGCGAGGACCCGGAUAAGUACUUCCUCAAUGGCGGGUGGACCAUCCAGUGGAAUGGGGACUAUGAGGUGGCAGGCACCACCUUCACGUACGCCCGCACAGGCAACUGGGAGAACCUCACAUCCCCUGGCCCCACCGACGAGCCAGUCUGGAUCCAGCUCCUGUUCCAGGAGAGCAACCCCGGGGUGCGCUACGAGUACAUCAUCCACAGGGAGGCGGACGGCCACGACCACAUCCAACCACCUGAGUUCUCCUGGCGCUACGGACCCUGGUCCAAGUGCACAGUCACCUGUGGAACAGGCAUGCAGAGGCAGAGCGUGCACUGCACGGAGCGGCAGGCAGGGCCUGUAGACGAGAGGCACUGUGACCCCCUGGACCGGCCAGAUGACCGUCAGAGGAAGUGCAGCGAGGAGCCCUGCCCCGCCCGGUGGUGGGCAGGUGAGUGGCAGCUCUGCUCCAGCUCCUGCGGGCCUGGAGGCCUCUCCCGCAGAGCCGUGAUCUGCAUCCGCAGCGUGGGGCUGGAUGAGCAGCGCGCCCUGGAGCCGCCUGCCUGCGAGCACCUGCCCCGGCCCCCUGCCGAAACGGCCUGCAACCGUGAUGUGCCCUGUCCGGCCACCUGGGCUGUGGGCAACUGGUCUGAGUGCUCAGUGACGUGCGGGCCAGGCACUCAGCGCCGGAGCAUCCUCUGUACCAAUGACACCGGGAUCCCCUGCGACGAGGCCCAGCAGCCAGCACGCGAGGCCGCCUGCCUCCUGCCACCCUGCCCCCCGGCCCUGGACACUCUGGGCCCUGAGGGCUCAGGCAGCGGCUCCUUCAGCCCUGAGCUCUUCAAUGAGGUGGACUUCAUUCCCGGCCACCUGGCCCCGCGCCCUCCGCCGCCCUCAUCACCCAAGCCAGCCAGCAUGGGCAAUGCCAUCCAGGAGGAGGGCCAUGAGCUGGGCCUGCCGGGGCCCGUGUUCGUCGACGACUUCUACUACGACUACAAUUUCAUUAACUUCCAUGAGGACCUGUCCUAUGGGCCCUUCGAAGACCCUGACUCAGACCCGGUGGGCACAGGGGGUUGGAGACCCCCACCCCCAAGCACUGCUGCUGAGCCCCCCACGGGGACCCCCGUUCCUCCCACAGAGCCUCCUGGGACUCGGGAUGAGGGGGCACUGGGAGAUGGGUCCCCUGCCCCUUGGCCCAGCCAGGCUGGCCGUUCCUCACCCCCACCCUCGGAGCAGACCCCUGGGAACUCCCUGGUCAAUUUCCUACCUGAGGAAGAUGCCCCUAUUGGCGCCCCAGACCUUGGGCUCCCCAGCUUGCCUUGGCCCCCCACUUCUGUCAGCAUGGAGACGCCUGCUGCCCCUGAGAGCCAGAACCAGGUCCUGGGAGCGGAGGACAGCCAGAGCUUGCCGCCCCCUCCCCAGUGGGAGAGGACCAAUGAGGUUUCUGAUGAUGAGGAAGCCUUAGGCCGCGGAGCCUCUCACCUGCCCCAAAGACCCAGCCCCAAGUCACCCUCUCUCUCCUCUUUUGGUACUACCCACUCCUCUCCUAGUCCCCGCACAGUAGAGCUGUGGACGAGUGGGACUGUGGCCUGGGAACCAGCUCUUGAGGGUGGCCUGGGGUCUCUGGACAGUGAGCUGUGGCCCACCAUGGGGGGCGCCCCUCCCAUUCCAACUCCCACCGCCACCCUGCCAGACACUCAGGGUACGGAGAGCCCCCUGGAGCCGGGGACUGCCACACUUUCAACCCCAGGACCAGCUCUGCAGGACCUGCAGACCUUGGCGAUGCCAGGAACCUUCCUUCUCAUGGCCCCCACUGGGCUGGGGCACAUGUCUUGGGUCACUCCCCAGAGCCUGGGCCCCUUGGGCCAGGCUGAGCCCCCCAGCUCCAAGAUGCCCCCAAGCCCUGGGCUGCUGUCCACACCAGCUCAGGACAGUCCAGCCAACAGCAGCAGAGCCCCUGGGCCUCUGGACCCCAGCCUGGUCGAGGAGGCGUUCCCCGUGGACCUGCUGCCUGCCAGGAAUGCCAGCUGGGAAGUGGGGAACUGGAGCCAGUGCUCCACCACCUGCGGCCUGGGGGCUGUCUGGAGACUCGUGCGCUGCAGCUCUGGCCAGGAGGAGGACUGCGCCCCCGCUGGCCGACCCCAGCCCGCCCGCCGCUGCCACCUGCGGCCCUGUGCUGCCUGGCACACGGGCAACUGGAGUAAGUGUUCCCGCAGCUGUGGCGGGGGCUCCUCCACACGGGACGUGCAGUGUGUGGACACACGGGACCUCCAGCCCCUGCGGCCCUUCCACUGCCAACCGGGGCCCGCCAAGCCGCCCGCCCGCCGGCCCUGCGGGGCCCAACCCUGCCUCAGCUGGUACACCUCUUCCUGGAGGGAGUGCUCCGAGGCCUGCGGCGGUGGUGAGCAGCAGCGUCUCGUGACUUGCCCGGAGCCAGGCCUCUGCGAGGAGGCGCUGAGACCCAACAGCACGCGGUCCUGCAACACCCACCCCUGCACGCAGUGGGUGGUGGGGCCCUGGGGCCAGUGCUCAGCCCCCUGUGGCGGCGGUGUUCAGCGGCGCCUGGUCAAGUGCGUCAACACGCAGACUGGGCUGCCCGAGGAAGACAGCGAUCUGUGCGGCCACGAGGCCUGGCCUGAGAGCUCGCGGCCGUGCGGCACUCAGGACUGUGAGCUCACCGAGCCGCCACGUGAGUGCCCCACCUGGCUGUCUGCCUGGGGGCGGGGUGGAUGGUGGGGAGAUGGGACUCAUGGAACUGUCCCCCCAAAGCACAGGCUGACGGAUGGGGUGCCACACAGAGGCUGGGGCAGUGCUGGGGUCAGAGCAAGGGGCGUCCAGCCCUGCAGGCAGCUCCUAGCUUAGGGAGGAGUAGCAGCAGCCUGGCCCCCAGCGAGCUCCUUUUCCCUCUGGGUCUCAGUUACCCCCUCUUCCUGGAGUGAGGCCAGGGAUGUCCCUGAGACUGUGGGGCCCAGGCCUGGGGGAAGCCCCCGCCCCAGUUCUGGCCAGAGCAAGCUGUGUGACCCUGGGAAAGGACCUCCCUCCUAGGGCCCUGCUCCCAGCAGCUGGUGGCUUCCUGGCCAGCUGGGUCCUCCUGGAGAAAGAGCCUGAGCCAGAGACACGCACAUAUACACACUUGCGCGCGCGCACACACACUUCCUUCCUGCAGCCCAGCC